This is a messenger RNA of Eucalyptus grandis, 4166 nucleotides long. Its product is annotated as disease resistance protein RPV1-like. The transcript has 5 exons. NCBI's taxonomy places the organism in Eukaryota, Viridiplantae, Streptophyta, Magnoliopsida, Myrtales, Myrtaceae. Gene Ontology annotation, molecular function: ADP binding. Bases 105 to 3692 code for a protein of 1195 amino acids. Gene Ontology annotation, biological process: signal transduction; defense response. The record is from RefSeq and is a predicted model, not a curated record.
UAUUCAUCGCAUGAAAGUCCUUCCCGUCAACGCGGCUAAUAACCUGGAAUCGCUUCGGCAGAGCAGGCCAGACCUUGCCGGUGAGUGAGCGAGAGAGGGAGGUGAUGGCCCCCAACUCGUUCGUGCCUUGUUGCCUGCGUGUUACAGGCAGUAAUAGAAGGCCGGGGUUUUCUUCACGGCCUCUUCGGUCCGCGAUUGAGGCAGAGGCGGUGGUGGCAUCGUCGUCACGGCCGCUAUCAUCCAUCUCUACCUUAUCAAGAACCAAUUACGAAGUGUUCUUGAGUUUUAGAGGUCCUGAUACUCGCCAGGGAUUUGCAGAUUACCUCUUCCGUGACCUGAUUCAUGCAAGGAUCAUGGUCUUUAAAGACGAUGAAGAACUUGAUCCUGGAGAAAAUGUCCCUGAUGCAUUGGUUCAAUCCAUUAAGCAAUCCAAGAUAUCAAUACCUAUUCUCUCCCAGGAUUAUGCAAAUAGUAAGAGUUGUCUCAUGGAAUUGGCCCAAAUGGUCGAAUGCCAAGAAGCAGGCACUCAAAUGGUUGUCCCCAUUUUCUAUAAUGUUAGCCCCGCUGAUUUAAAAUACCAACUAAACUGUGUUGGGGAGGCCUUCCGUAAGCACGAGGAGCGUGGAGUUGACCGCAUGGUCAUUGAUAAUUGGAAGCAGGCUCUCAAAAAGAUUGCUGACAUGGAGGGGUACGAUUUGCUGAAUACAAACAUACGUUAUGGUGCACUCAUAGACAAAGUUGUUACGGAUAUUCUAGAGUUGUUGAAAAAGAAUGAUUUAGUAGUGAAGAACGGUUUAGUGGGCAUGGAACUCCACGUACAGGAGGUUAUGAAAAAGCUUGGUGUCAUCUAUGUCAAUGAGCAAGUAAUCGGAGUACAUGACAAAGAUGUACGUGUGCUUGGGAUAGUGGGCAUGCCAGGGAUUGGCAAGACUACCCUUGCAAAGGUUGUGUACAACAAAAUCCAUCAUCUCUUUCAAUGUUGUAGUUCUCUUUCCAAUGUUCGAGAAAAUGGCACGUCCGAUAAUCUCAUCAUGGGCCUGCAAAAACAGUUAAUCUCACACCUCCGAAGGAAGGAGUAUACAAAUCUAAGAACUCUUGACCAAAUGACUAAUUUCAUAAAAAGUGCAUUUAGCGAAAUGAAAGUUCUCAUUCUCCUUGAUGAUGUGCAUCAUUUUGACCAAAUCAGGCAUUUAGUUGGGGAUCUAAAUUGGUUUGGCCCUGGAAGCAGGAUUCUCAUGACAGUUGGGAAUAUUGAUGUUCUUGAUGGUUAUGGAGAUGGAGUGGGUGAUAAGUACGAAGUCGGACAAAUGAGGACUGAUCAAGCUUUUGAACUUUUCUGCAUGCGUGCUUUUAGUGGGUAUACUUGCGAAGAGGAGGAUGAGUAUGAUCGUCUGGCCAGACGCAUUGUUGAAACUAUUGGAGGGAUUCCUUUGGCAAUUGAAGUAACAGCUUCAUACUUGCGUAGCAAAAGGGGGAAUAUAGAAAUAUGGAAAGCUGUAUUGCGGAGAUUAACGACAAGGCCAGCAGAUGAAGUCCAUGAAUUGAUCAAAGGAAACUAUGACUCUUUAAAGGGAGACACGAGAAAGAUAUUUCUCGAUAUCGCAUGUUUUUUCAUCGGAAUGGAUGCGAGAAUUCCCUCAUACAUGUGGGAUGCAUGUGACUACUAUUCUCCAAUUGGAAUCGAGUUACUUCGUAACAUGAGUUUCAUCAAAAUAGGAGAAAAUAAUGAAUUAUGGAUGCAUAAUGAGCUAACAAAAUUUGGCAGGGAAAUUGUUAGGAGGGAAAAUGAAAAUGAGCCUCGAGAGCGUAGUAGGUUAUGGAAUCACAGUGAUGCACUUUCCACGCUUAAGGGAGCACAGAGUACUAGAAAGGUGGAAGCCCUUGGUCUCAUAUUUGAUGAGGGACAAAGUGAAUGUUUUACACGUGAAGAAUUUAGCCAUCUACAGAGCUUGAGGUUUUUGAGAUUGGACAAGGCUACUGUUGGAGGGAUUUCUGAGAAUGUUCUUCCAAAUUCACAGUGGCUUGGCUAUAUACGACACUGGUUGAGAUUGGACCGGGCUACUGUUCGAGGGAGUUCUCAGAAUGUUCUUCCAAAUUUAAGGUGGCUUGAUUGGCAAGGUUGCAGUGACAUCUCUGAACUGCUGAUUUUCUGUUUGGAGAAACUGGUCAUUCUUGAUCUGUCUCGCAGUUUGGUCACUGGAGAUCCAAAAGUAUGGGAACAAAUCCUGAAGAUGGCAAAGGAACUGAAAGUUUUGAACCUAAGUGGCUGUUGUAACCUGAAUAUUUUUUUACGCUUCCCUGCUUCUGUGGAUUUACAGAGUUUGGACUUACAGAGAUUAGUUCUGGAACAUUGUUCCGUACUAUCCCAAAUUGGUCCAUUUAUAGGUAAUCUAAAGAACUUAGUCUCCUUAAAUCUUAAGUUCUGCAAAUUCAUCAGCGACUUGCCGCAAGAACUGUGUCAUAUGAUAGAUUUGGAAGAACUUCUGAUUGAUGGAACUGCCAUUAGGGAGAUUGAUUUCAAACCAGCCUCCAUGAAGAAACUUGAGAUUCUGAGCGCUUGCCAAUGUGAAAGAUUGACUCUUAUAUCAGACUCUAUUGGUCACUUGGAAUCUCUUGUGCAUCUUCGACUGGAAGGUGCCGCUAUUGAAUGGCUACCAGAUUCUAUUGAGUCCUUAAAGAAACUUCGGAGCCUGCUUCUGGGAAAUUGUCAGAAUUUACUUGAGCUUCCUCUUUCCAUUGGGAAUCUCAAGUCACUUGAAGUCAUGGAUCUAUCGAGCACCAGGGUUGUUAGUUUACCUACGUCCGUCAAGCAUCUGAAAAAUUUGAAAGUGCUGAAGAUGGAGAAGACUCACUUACAAGAAUUCCCCAAUGAAAUAACAGAUCUAGAAAAGCUGGAAGAGAUAGAUCUUUCAGAAUGCCGGACUCUGAAGGGGUUGAUUUACUGUGAUAUGAGAGGCUUAUCCUCUUUGAAAAUCUUGAGAUUAUCAUCUACCGGGAUUUCUGGCCUACCCUUGACCCUUGGAUUGCUCUCUGAUCUCCGACAACUAGAUUUAAGGGGAUGUGACGAACUUCGGUAUUUGCAAGAACUUCCAUCUAGUUUAAGUAUUCUUCGCUGGGGAUCCAAAAUCAUGUGGACUGUGCCAGACCUUUCUUUCUUAAGAAACUUGAAAGAGCUGUACUUGGGUGAUAACUUUAGUCCUACUGAUCCAAUGCAAAAUUCUUCCCCUGAGCCACCACAGAUUGGAUGGUUAGCAAGACUAGCGAGUCUAGAAAUCUUGAAGUUGUGCCACUCAAAGAUUACCAAGCUACCUGAACAUUUUAGUAAACUUAAACUUAGAAAACUUGUUUUGCACCACGCAUGCUUGUAUGACCUUGGGGAGCUACCCUCUAGCUUAUCGGUAUUGUGCCUUCAUAGCUGCAUGAUUCAAUGUUCACUAUUUUCGAUGGUGACAGAUCUGUCUGAAUUAAAACUCAAACGCUGUCACCUGGCAGAGACUGUCAAUCUUAAAGAUUUGAGGCGAUUGGAAUUUCUGAAAAUAUCCAACUGCUAUGUGGAAAAACUUGAUGGGCUGGAAAAAUUGCCUCGUUUUAAAAGGCUCACUUUAUUCAACAGCCCUUCAUUGAUUGGAUUACCAGAUCGAACAAAUUGUAAGUUCGAAAUUGAUGUGUACAAUUUCCCAGUAGAACAAUAGUCAGCAGUUAUGGUGCUCGCACCUGUGGUCAGAACACGGUGGAAAUUGCUUCAAGAAUGAUUCCAACUUCAAUAAAAGUUUGGAGGCCUUUCUGAAAGAUAAAUGAUGCACCAGUUGGUCUCUUUCUGUUUCGGCUAAGACACUGCCUACGGUCGAGCUUCUGUGCAGCGUCCUCUCCACCUCGUGUGGGCUUGGAACUUCUCUGAUUGGUAGGCCCGUCCUUGGGGGCUUGGACAGGCAAGUUGGUGCUUUGAAAUCUUUUGCCAGCUUUCGAUUCUAAUUUCUCAUUUCUUUCAUUUAUUUUCUAUUCUUUUAGUGAAAAAAAAUGCAUAAACGGUAACUGGAGCACAGAAUCCAAUAUAAUACUAACAACAGAAAAGUUGAUGUUGGAUAAUUUAAUUUGCCAGUGCUUUGUGUGUGGAAUCAUGAAACAUUCUUGGCAUUUUUAAUUUAUCUAUUGUUCGCUCAUUUUUG